UAAAGAUGAUUGUAAAAGAGAAUUUAUUAAAUUUAAAAAUUGUUUAGUUGAAGCUGCUGUUAAAAAUAAAACAAAAUUGUAAUAAUAUGAAGUGGCCUGAGUUCAAAGUCCAUUGCUAUUUAGCAUUUAUUUUGAGAAUACUCUUAAUAAUAUAUGCUAAUUUUCAUGAUAAAUAUUUUCGUGUUCCAUACACAGAUAUUGAUUACAAAGUCUAUACAGAUGCUGCAAGAUAUAUAACAAAUAGAGAAUCACCGUAUUUACGUCAUACUUAUCGUUAUACACCAUUAUUGGCAUUAAUAUUGACACCAAAUAUUUUUCUACACUAUGAUUUUGGUAAAUUAUUAUUUUCAUUAAUUGAUAUUAUCGCUGGUGUAUUAAUUAAAAUAAUUUUAACAAAAGGUAACAGCAAUAAAUAUAAAAAUAAAAUUGCCGAGUUGUGUGCUCUUUCAUGGAUUUAUAAUCCAAUGACAAUAAUCAUAUCAACUCGCGGUAACGCUGAUUCAUUAUCUGUCGUUAUAGUUUUAUUAACAUUAUAUUAUUUAAUAAUUAAUAAGGAUUCAUUUAUAACCGGUUUAAUUCACGGAUUAUCUGUACACUUUCGAUUAUAUCCAAUAAUAUUCAGUUUAAUUAUGUAUUUAUCAUAUCGCGAUAAACAUAACAUUGUUCCAAAUAGAAAUCAAUUUAAAUUUAUAACUGGCUGCAUGUUAUCAUUAUUUACAUUAACAUUACUAAGUUAUUAUUAUUAUGGAUAUGAAUUUAUUUAUGAAAGUUUAAUAUAUCAUUUAAUACGUAAAGAUGGACGUCAUAAUUUUUCACUGUACUUUUAUAUGCAUUAUUUAUCAGUUGGACAACCGACUGAAAUAUAUGAAAAAAUAAUUCGGAUAUUGCCACCAAUUUUAUUAUUAGUAGCGUUAUCAUUUCGUUAUUCAAAUAAUAAAAAUAAAAUAGAAUUGUCAUUUGGAAUAAUGACUCAGGCUAUGGUUAUGGUUACUUAUAAUUCUGUUGUAACAUCACAAUAUUUUUUUUGGUAUUUGUCUUUAUUACCGAUUUGUAUACCAUACAUUAAUAUCAGCUUUGUUAGAUUUAUUAUAUUGCUUGGAAUUUGGAUAAUAGCUCAAGCGCUGUGGCUAUUUGAUGCAUACUGUUUAGAAUUUUUAGGUCUUAAUAAAUUUCAUUCUAUUUGGAUCGAUAGCAUAUUAUUUUUCUUCGCCAAUAUUAAAAUAUUGUACGACUUUAUUGUUAAUUAUGACAGUAAUAUGUUAAAUAAAUAUUAUUAAAAUAAAUAAAUUUAUGGUAUGGGUUAAUUUAUCACUCUCAUGGAUACUAACGGCUUAUAAAAAUUUUUUUUUUCUGCCCAUCGAUGCAUCAUUUUUUAGUUUAAAGUAUAAAUUUACAAUGGUAUCAUUCCCUAGGAUACACUUAUAUCGUCUCCUUUCUGAGUAAUCAUCGUAACUACAUUUUUUUCUUAAUUAAAAUUAUUUAUGAAAAUAAUAACUUCGAGAGACUUUUGAAUUUUGAUACUUUCAUUAAUGCAAGUGUAACAGAAUAGAUAUUUUGACCGAUUUUUAAAAAAAUUAUAAUUUUGGAGUUACGAGAUUUACCCAGAAAGAGGACAAUAUAGUAACUGUUUAUUAUUACAAUUAAUGAUUUAUAAUUAACUUGUUAGGAUUAAUAAUAAAAUACAGUUUCCAGCAGUUAAUUUUUUUAAAUAUUUUAUUUUGAGGAAUACAAAAUACUUAUGUACAGAUAGUUUCAGAGAGUCAUUAUAAUAGAUUUUUUUUCUUUUAUUUUUAUAUCAUUAUUAUUGUUUAAGGAAUGACAGAUUCUGCAAUUUAAAUAUAGAUCUUACAAUAAUAGUCUAGAAUUGAAAUUGUGAGCAAGAGCAUUCUUAAAUCUUCUUUCAUUUUAUUAGAUUUAUUUAGGUCAUCUUCAGAAAUAAAUAUAUAUGUGCAAAAAUCUUACACCUUAUCAAUUCUAUCUUUCAUUUAUUAUUAUUAUUUUUCACUAAAAAAAAAUUUCAUACAUCAAUCAUCAGUAUUCUUGUGAUAAUUAAAUAUAAAUAAUUAUUGUGUAUUUAAUGUGAUUUAU
Messenger RNA from Microplitis demolitor, 2088 nucleotides. It is a transcript of the gene PIG-M, whose product is annotated as GPI mannosyltransferase 1. Gene Ontology annotation, biological process: GPI anchor biosynthetic process. Lineage: Eukaryota; Metazoa; Arthropoda; Insecta; Hymenoptera; Braconidae. Gene Ontology annotation, cellular component: glycosylphosphatidylinositol-mannosyltransferase I complex; membrane. Gene Ontology annotation, molecular function: GPI mannosyltransferase activity; alpha-1,4-mannosyltransferase activity. The transcript has a single exon. The coding region runs from base 87 to 1277 and encodes 396 amino acids. The record is from RefSeq and is a predicted model, not a curated record.